AUGGGGUCGCUUUUCCGCAGUGAAGAGAUGUCCCUUUGCCAGCUCUUCUUGCAGAGUGAGGCGGCAUAUGCAUGUGUUUCGGAAUUGGGAGAGCUCGGAUUGGUUCAGUUUCGUGAUCUUAAUCCCGACGUCAAUGCGUUCCAACGGAAGUUCGUUAACGAGGUGCGUCGAUGUGACGAAAUGGAGCGCAAGCUGCGUUACCUUGAGAAGGAGAUCAAGAAAGAUGGUAUCCCCAUGCUGGACACCGGCGAAAGUCCUGAAGCACCGCAGCCUCGCGAGAUGAUCGAUCUAGAGGCAACCUUCGAAAAGCUAGAGAACGAGCUACGCGAAGUGAAUCAAAACGCCGAAGCUCUCAAGCGUAACUAUCUCGAGCUGACCGAACUGAAGCACAUCCUGCGUAAGACUCAGGUCUUCUUUGACGAGGUAAGUUUGUGUGUGGCUGUGUAUACUGGAAAUGUACCUAAUAAGACAAGAAACCGCUAUCAACAGAUGGCGGAUUCGCACAGGGAAGAGGAGCAGGUUAACCUUCUUGGUGAAGAGGGCAUUCGAGCUGGUGGUGCCGGGGCCCAGGGACAAAAUCUAAAACUAGGCUUCGUGGCUGGAGUGAUUCUACGAGAACGUUUGCCAGCGUUCGAACGCAUGCUUUGGCGUGCUUGCCGUGGCAACGUGUUUCUACGUCAGGCAAUGAUUGAAGAUCCGCUGGAGGAUCCUUCAAACGGAGACAAGGUGUACAAGUCCGUGUUCAUCAUCUUCUUCCAAGGCGAUCAGCUGAAGACACGUGUGAAGAAGAUUUGCGAAGGCUUCCGCGCUACGCUGUACCCAUGCCCGGAAGCUCCGACCGAUCGGCGCGAGAUGGCGAUGGGUGUGAUGACCCGCAUCGAGGACCUGCAUACCGUCCUCGGACAAACGCAGGAUCAUCGGCACCGCGUGCUGGUUGCUGCGGCCAAGAAUUUGAAGAAUUGGUUCGUGAAGGUGCGCAAGAUCAAGGCCAUCUAUCACACGCUGAAUUUGUUCAAUUUGGACGUAACGCAAAAGUGUCUUAUCGCUGAGUGCUGGGUGCCACUGUUGGACUUCGAGACGAUCCAGAUCGCUUUGCGGCGCGGCACCGAGCGGUCCGGGUCCUCCGUACCGCCGAUUCUGAACCGGAUGGAAACGUUCGAAGAUCCACCGACGUACAACCGGACGAAUAAGUUCACGCAUGCGUUCCAGGCUCUGAUCAAUGCGUACGGUGUCGCGAGCUAUCGUGAGAUGAAUCCAGCCCCAUACACCAUCAUCACUUUCCCGUUUCUGUUCGCGGUGAUGUUCGGGGAUCUUGGUCACGGUACGAUCAUGGCGCUGUUUGGCUUGUGGAUGGUGUUAAAGGAGAAACCGUUGGCAGCUAAGAAAUCGGACAACGAAAUCUGGAACAUAUUCUUCGGCGGGCGGUACAUCAUCUUCCUGAUGGGCGUGUUUUCGAUGUACACGGGCUUCGUGUACAACGACAUCUUUUCCAAGUCACUUAAGGUGUUCAAUUCCGCCUGGGUCAUCAACUACAAUACCUCCACCGUGAUGACCAACAAGGCGCUGCAGCUGGACCCGAAGGGUCUCGACUAUGCUCAAACGCCCUAUCCGUUCGGGUUGGAUCCCGUAUGGCAAGUGGCUGGGCCGAACAAAAUCAUCUUCCAGAACGCGUACAAGAUGAAGAUAUCGAUCAUCUUCGGUGUGAUCCACAUGUUGUUCGGUGUGUUCGUGGGGCUGUUCAACCAUCGGUACUUCAAGAACAAAAUGGCCAUCUACUGCGAAUUCAUCCCUCAGGUCAUCUUCCUGGUGUUUUUGUUCUUCUAUAUGACGCUGCUGAUGUUCAUCAAAUGGGUGAAGUAUUCGGCGAGCUCUAAGGAAAUAGCCUUUUCGGAGGGUUGCGCUCCUUCCAUUCUGAUUACAUUCAUCAACAUGGUACUGUUCAAGCCGGCUGAGACUACCAGCAAAGACUGCUCGCCGUUCAUGUUUGCCGGGCAGGAGGGAAUCCAGAAGUUCCUCGUCGUGGUGGCGCUGCUUUGCGUCCCCUGGAUGUUGCUUGCGAAACCGAUCCUGAUUAUGCGCAGUCGCAAGGAAGCUGCGCAUCAACCGAUUGCGCCGUACAGCAACGAGAAUGGCGACGCUGACGGUUUGAAUCAACAUAACGCACCCGCCAAUCAAGGCGGACAGCAACCGGCACAGCAGGGCGGUGGUCAUGGCCACGAUAACGAGGAAAUGUCCGAGAUCUUCAUCCACCAGGGCAUCCACACGAUCGAGUAUGUUCUCGGAUCCGUUUCGCACACCGCAUCGUAUCUUCGGCUGUGGGCUCUGUCGUUGGCUCAUGCCCAGCUGGCCGAGGUGCUGUGGAACAUGGUGUUGCAGAACGGGCUGAAACAAGACGGGUGGAUCGGUGGCAUCGCUUUGUGGGCUGUGUUCGCGUUCUGGGCCGUGCUGACGGUGGGCAUUCUUGUGCUGAUGGAGGGUCUCUCGGCGUUCCUGCACACUCUUCGUCUGCACUGGGUUGAGUUCCAGAGCAAAUUUUACGCCGGCCUGGGCUACGCCUUCCAGCCAUUCUCGUUCGAGGUCAUCCUCGAUUCUAGUUCCGGCUCGUCAGAAGACUAAGCACCACCGCACAACGAGAACUACAGCGCGGGAAGAGGCGAAGUCGAAUGCCGUUGGAUACAGAACAAACGAGAUACUAUAUGCGCAUAUAUACUCUUACACAAACUGCUCUUUAUCGAUGUAUGUCUAGCUAACGCUUUCUUUAUUCUUCAAUCGCCAUGAAAUGAUGAGAUAAAACGCACGUAGCUUGCGGCAUAAGACGUAUAACUUAGCACCAUCCACGUUACUAACCAACUCGAAAUAUAAAUUGUACGUGUUGCUCCCUUGGAAAUGAAAUGACAUUUGCGAAUUUAGCGUCCCCCAUAGCUGCGAGAUGUACGCAUCACACAGCAAAAGGGGACUUUCUGUGAACGGAGCCCCUAGAAGAACUAGUUUCGGCAUUAUCGGUGUAGCAUAUUAAUAGUUGUUUCCCUCUUGGAGUGCUCGCGGCUUGGUGAGCUGGUCACAAUCCACGGGAUGGUGGCUAACCGCUCCCAACGGCAAGCUCAUAUUAACUACAGGAAUAAAUGUUACUUGUCCAUUAGUAUCAG
Anopheles nili is the source of this 3146-nucleotide messenger RNA. It is a transcript of the gene Vha100-1, whose product is annotated as V-type proton ATPase 116 kDa subunit a 1. The transcript is spliced from 8 exons. Gene Ontology annotation, cellular component: plasma membrane; vacuolar proton-transporting V-type ATPase, V0 domain; vacuolar proton-transporting V-type ATPase complex. NCBI's taxonomy places the organism in Eukaryota, Metazoa, Arthropoda, Insecta, Diptera, Culicidae. The record is from RefSeq and is a predicted model, not a curated record. Gene Ontology annotation, molecular function: proton-transporting ATPase activity, rotational mechanism; ATPase binding. Bases 1 to 2616 code for a protein of 871 amino acids. Gene Ontology annotation, biological process: vacuolar acidification; proton transmembrane transport.